Messenger RNA from Linum trigynum, 2503 nucleotides. NCBI's taxonomy places the organism in Eukaryota, Viridiplantae, Streptophyta, Magnoliopsida, Malpighiales, Linaceae. The record is from the annotation of a GenBank genome assembly.
GUCCUUAUGCAAGGACACUUUCCACCCUUUCCUCUUUUUCCUCCAUCAGGAAUCCAACGCCGGCGGCGAUCUCUUCUUCUCCGGCGCCGGCCUCUCUCACAACCUCCUUCCAAUUCUGUCCUUCCCAUCCUUUCUUUCCCUUCUUUCCAAAUUUGACAUUCUAGAGCGAAAAUGGUCCGUCGGAUUAAUGAGCUUGUUGUUUGUUUCCCUCAAAUCCAUUGGCCUAACUUUCUGCAAAAAUCAUUUUGUCCGCACUGUACUUUCUUGGCAUUAUCAUCCAUCUCUCCGUCCCCACACCCCUUUCCCCCAAUCUCCUCUGGGCUCUGUCACUCUGCAGCCUGCACAAAAAAUCUCUGCAGUCUCAUAACACCACGAAAGAGGGGAACAAACGUCGAACAAAAAAAAAAAAAUUACCCACCUCUCUCUCUCUCUCUCUCUCUGCACAUGGCGACGUUACUCCGAUGCCGGCCAAUAAUCGCUCCCCCUACAUAUUCCUUCAACCACCAACCAUCGCUUUCCAGCGCUAAUUUCCGUAUCCGAGCGUCCCCACUUCUUCGUCGCUCUCGUCACCGGGGACUUCGCAUGGCGGUGGCGGCCGCUUUAGAAACCCCGAUGGAGCAGCAAGAACAACAGCAGCUCAAAAAGGGGAUCGCCGAGUUCUACGACGAGUCGUCCGGCGUGUGGGAGGACAUUUGGGGGGAGCAUAUGCACCACGGGUUUUACGAACCCGACUCCCGAGUUUCCGGGUCCGAGUCCGACCACUGUGCCGCCCAGAUUCGGAUGAUCGAGGAAUCACUCCGCUUCGCCGCCGUCCCAGAGGAGGCAGAGAAGAGGCCAAAGAAAGUGGUGGAUGUAGGGUGUGGGAUUGGUGGGAGUUCCAGGUACUUGGCCAGGAAAUAUGGAGCCAAGUGUCAUGGGAUUACUCUCAGUCCUGUUCAGGCCCAGAGAGCCAAUGCUCUAGCAGCUGCUCAAGGUUUAGCUGAUCAGGCAUUCUUCCAAGUUGGGGAUGCUUUGAAUCAGCCAUUCCCAGAUGGGGAAUUUGAUCUGGUCUGGUCCAUGGAGAGUGGAGAGCAUAUGCCUGACAAACCCAAGUUUGUGAGUGAGUUGGCUAGAGUUGCAGCACCAGGGGCCACCAUAAUAAUCGUCACUUGGUGCCACAGAGAUCUUGGGCCUAGUGAGGAAUCCUUGACCAAGUGGGAGAAAGAUCACCUUGACAAAAUCUGCAAGGCUUACUAUCUUCCUGAAUGGUGCUCCACUUCUGAUUAUGUCAAACUACUCCAAUCCCUCAAUCUCCAGGAUAUAAGAACAGCAGAUUGGUCUGCGAAUGUUGCCCCAUUUUGGCCAGCAGUUAUCCGGUCCGCCCUCACAUGGAAGGGCUUCACUUCCCUCCUCCGAACUGGUAUGAAAACCAUCAGAGGAGCAUUAGUGAUGCCAUUGAUGAUAGAAGGGUUCAACAAGGAUCUCAUAAAGUUCUCCAUUAUCACAUGCAAAAAAGCCCUGAAUUGAUAAUCCUGCAAAUUAUUCUUUGCUGCUUGGGGAAGGAUUGGUGCAGCAGGUAUACAGCAACAGUGAACUUUUCCCCUAAGAAGAAACAUAAACAGGGAAGACUAUACUUUGUAGUACUGGAAAGGGAAAAUAGUUGUGUAUUGUGUAACAAAACUCAUACCGAUUGAUCCAACUAUACUUCAGUGCUAGCGAUGAAUCCAUGAUCCAAAAUGAACAUUUCUCAACUUUCCUAAGCCACAGUGUUCUUGCAGUUCCGUGGGAUUUAUAUAUCCAGAGAAUGGCUACAAGAAAUCUUCAGCUUCUUCCUCUAAUUCUAAAUCCCUGAGCUGCACUGCAUCAGUUAGUUUCCAGCUAAGAAGUUGGCUUUUUCUCGGUCUCAUAUCUCCAUACAGAUGAUGCAUAAUGAAGAAAGGCGAAAGCAAAUUUAGUUGCAGAACAUCCACCUUCAUGAGCUACUGGUCGGAGCAUCGCUCUCCUUAGUCCUCCAUCUCAAGUUCGUCAAUCAACCAACAAAGUAAACUAAACGUGACUUUCAUGCAACUUCAGUAGAAAAUAAACAACUCCCAUCAUAGCAAACAACAAGUCGUUGUAGUAUAGUGGUAAGUAUUCCCGCCUGUCACGCGGGUGACCCGGGUUCGAUCCCCGGCAACGGCGUAUUUUUCAUUUUGGCCUCAAUCUAAUGCAAUUGCUGCGAUCUCAAAAUUUGCAGGCGACUAUCUGCGGCGAGGCUCCGACGGCCUUCCCGUCCAAAGUUGAUAUCCAGAACCGAAUAGUACUUUCUGGCUUUCGGCCCGCUCUAAUGGUGACGGCCCGUUUGCGGGCCCAGAAGUUCCGCCCUAGGCCCACUGCGAAACGGACACGUGGCGUACCAUCAACCAUCCAGAAUCAGAAUCUACCUAUGAACAAUGAAAUCCCAUGAGCUUGAUCUCAGGAUUGGUUAUUCACACCAUACCAAGAAUGCCAAACAAUUAAGCCGGAAGAAAGCUGGUGAUCAGGA